This is a messenger RNA of Austrofundulus limnaeus, 2823 nucleotides long. RefSeq names its product gdnf family receptor alpha 1b (gene gfra1b). Lineage: Eukaryota; Metazoa; Chordata; Actinopteri; Cyprinodontiformes; Rivulidae. Gene Ontology annotation, cellular component: signaling receptor complex; external side of plasma membrane. Gene Ontology annotation, molecular function: signaling receptor activity. The record is from RefSeq and is a predicted model, not a curated record. Gene Ontology annotation, biological process: nervous system development.
CUCUGUUUGGAUCUUACAGGAUGAAUCGUCACCUCAGCCCAUUUUGUGCGCAGCCAGAAGAAAAGCGGACCCGUCCCGCAACUUCUUUUAUUUCAUUUUAACCUCAGAAAGACCACCUCUAAGGGCGCGAUGAUUUUAACCUUUGUCUUUAUUUUGUCAAUGUUGGAUUCGGCGCUCACCUCGAAGGCUGACGGCGGCUCGGCGGCGCGUCCCGCCCGGCUGGACUGCGUGAGGGCCAGCGAGCACUGCCUCAAGGAGUACKCCUGCAGCACCAAGUACAGGACCAUGAGGCAGUGCGUGGCGGGCAGGGAGAGCAACUUCACGGCGGUGGCGGGUCCCGAGGCGCAGGGCGAGUGCCGCAGCGCCAUGGACGCCGUGAAGCAGAGCUCCCUGUACAACUGCAGGUGCAGGAGAGGCAUGAAGAAGGAGAAGAACUGYCUGCGGAUCUUCUGGAGCAUAUUUCAGAGUUUGCAAGGUAAUGAUUUACUGGAAUACUCCCCGUAUGAGCCCGUCAAUAGYCGGCUCUCAGACAUCUUCCGCUUGGCUCCCAUCAUAGCGGCCGAACCUGCUUCCACUAAGGAGAACAACUGUUUGAAUGCUGCCAAGGCCUGCAACCUGAAUGACACUUGUAAGAAAUAUCGCUCGGCUUACAUCAACCCCUGCACUAGCAGGGUGUCCGCUUCUGAAGUGUGCAACAAGCGCAAAUGCCACAAGGCUCUACGACAGUUCUUUGACAAGGUUCCACCUAAAUACAGCUACGGGAUGCUGUUUUGCUCCUGUCCAGUGGGAGACAGGACAGCAUGUGCCGAGCGCAGACGACAAACCAUCGUACCCAUCUGUUCCUAUGAGGAUCAUGACAAACCCAACUGUCUUUCUCUCCAGAAUACGUGCAAGACCAACUAUAUCUGCAGGUCGAGGCUGGCAGAUUUCUUCAGCAACUGUCAGCCAGAGAUUCGCUCCAAAUCUGGCUGUCUGAGAGAGAACUAUUCUGAUUGUUUGCUUGCUUAUUCUGGUCUGAUUGGUACAGUGAUGACACCCAAUUAUGUGCGGUCUUCUGGUAUUAGCCUGUCACCGUGGUGUAACUGCAGCAGCAGUGGGAACAGCAAGCCAGACUGUGAUAAAUUUGCAGAGUUUUUCACCAACAAUCGAUGUCUGCGUAACGCCAUCCAGGCAUUUGGAAAUGGUACUGAUGUUGGUGUGUGGCAACCCCAACCCCCAAUCAAUCCAACUGUAGAGCCCAGCAUCACUCGGAGAGGGAAAGCCCAAACAAAUAAUGUUGUGGACCUGCUGACAGAUGUGACCCAACUGAAGCUUAAUGGCAACUCAUAUGASAUCUGUGGGACUUUGCAGGUCCAAAAUCUGGUUUCAAAUCAAACAGCGGGCACGGCGUUCUGUCCGAACCACCGGUUGGACGAGUCCGGCUCAUCGAACGCUGUUCCCAGAAGCUCACCGGCCGAACUCCACCGCUUUCAGCCCUCCACUUUACUCCUUGGCCUGGUCUUUGUUUUCACAUCCACGACGCUACAGCUCACACGAGUGCAGCUUUUGUAGGAAGCCACGACCGCGCAUCUGCCUCCUUGCCUCAAGAAGCCUUUCAAGUAAUUUUGAUUCGAGAAGCUCGACGAAGUGGAACUCCAGUGAUUUUCUAAAGAGAGAGAGAGAAACACGGCACAGUAAUAGCUGUAAAAAUCAUAGGCGGUCGUGGAAACAUAUUGGUGGAUUACAUGUUGACUGUCGCCGUGUAGAAAACAGACGCGUUCAAUCUGUUGCCGACAUAUCAGCUCAUUUGCCUUCCAUGCCCCGUGGGAGCAAUUUGCAGGGACUUGGAGAUGGGGGGGGUGGGAAGACAAAAAAAUAAAGUCAUGCCUGAGAACACUCAUGUUACGGGGAUAAAAUCAGAUCUGAUGUGAAUCAACUCAUUUCUUUGGAAAGUGUGCAAUCACUGCCCAUUUGACUGAAUUGAGUGCCACUGUGCUGAACGGCGUUUCAAGCGUAGAGGGAUUGGUUCUCUGCAUGGUUUGUUUGAGCGGAACAAAAACAAAAACAAAAAAAAAGGCAGAGAAACAGUGAAAGUGUGGCUAGAAAUAUAUAACACGUAGAUGCAUCGUGUGGAAUUUUGAAUCAUAAAAAUUUCGACUAAUUUUAAAAGUUUUAAUUUGUGCAAGAACACRCUACAAAGACCCUUCUGCAUAAAAAAAAAUCAAAAUACCAGUUCUCUCUUCUACAUGUUCAGUAUUAGGUUUAGAUCCGUUUUGUAGGUUUGGCUGUGAAGGUGGCUUUUUCACAUCGCCUGACUUUGUACAUAAAGUCCAUGAGUGCCCACUCUKUCGCAGUACGCUGCUGUUAGCUUGUAAAAUAUUGUCUGUAAUAUUUGGAGCGUCUACGUUAGUGCGGCUGACUGAGGCCCCUCGGGUUCCUCCAGCCUAGUUGUUAUUAAUGACGUGUGACGAGAUCCGCUUCUUCUCUCCUGUGAUUUAAAACUGAUUUGAACUGUGAUUUUUUUUGUUUUGUUUUGUUUGUUUCAUUGGAAAAAUGGAAAUCAGUAACUUUUACAGUAUUUUCUCUGAAACGUCAAAGCAUCUGUAACGAGAUAUUUACAAAAGUCUCUUUCGUGACUACAAAUGUCUAAUAUACUGAUACCUGGGAACUCUUUCUUUUUUCUUUCAGUGUUUGUAAACAGCAAGAGGAGAGAAUAUGAAUAAACAAAGCUUCAAAACAUGCGUACAGAACAAAGACCCAAAAUACGUUAGUUGUUCUGAUCUUUUGAAGUGGGCUUCUGUGGAAAGGUUAUAAACAAAUAAAUUAUUUGUUGUUAAAAACCUC